Molecule: messenger RNA, 1695 nt
Organism: Clupea harengus (Atlantic herring)
Lineage: Eukaryota; Metazoa; Chordata; Actinopteri; Clupeiformes; Clupeidae
Gene: snx24
Product: sorting nexin 24
Molecular function (GO): phosphatidylinositol phosphate binding
Source: RefSeq, a predicted model, not a curated record
AGCCCUUUUCCUGUUGGUGAAGUGACGAUAGAAAGAAUGCAAAUCUCACUCGCUGGUCCGGAGCGCUGUAGCUUGCUUCAUGAAAGUCCAGUAAAUUAAGUAUGUUAUGUAAUAGCUUACCUACAUGAACUUUGCUUUUUUCGAGAUGCAUCCCUUAAUGGUCUCUAUUCCUUCUUUUCGAUCGGAGGACAAUGCCUUGGAAAGAGGAUAUACGGUCUUCAAGAUUGAGGUGCUAAUGUGUGGCCGCCAGCACACUGUUGAGAAACGCUACAGCGAAUUCCACACCCUACAUAAAGCGCUGAAGAAAAUAACCAAAGUUCCUGAGAUUCCUUCCAAACAUGUGAGGAACUGGAUCCCCAAAGUUGUGGAGCAGAGGAGACAUGGGCUGGAGCUGUACCUCCAGACUAUAAUCAUGGAAAAUGAGGUUCUCCCCAAGAUUUUCCUGGAUUUCCUCAACAUCCGCCAUUUUCCCUCACUGCCAAAAACUGAGAGUUGUGGGUCAUUUGACACGGAAUCAGAUGAGUCGAGCAAGCUGACUCAUCAGCCAGCUCUCCUCUUCCUGCGGGACCCCUAUGUCCUCCCAGAUAGCCAUGACACAUUUCCUAAUGUGGUCAUCGAGGGAGUAAUCCAUGGAAUGUUCUAUCCAGACCUUCAGCCGAGGUAGAGCGGAAAAUGAAGGACUCCAGUGGCACUCCAUGAAGAGGAAGUACACACUAACCCCGACCUCUAUUUCGGAUCUCACUAACACGUUAGAGGGACAUAUGGAUAUAGAUUGGAAACACAAAAACUGGCCUUCACAAAUCGACUGUCCUUAAGGUAGUACUAUAUAUGUAUACUUCACAGCCUACACAUUACCUCAAAACCAGUGGUGUCAAGGGUAGAAAGAGGGGAAAUGUUGGAUCCUUAAGUGAGCUCAUGUAGGCUGUGAAGUGUAUGGUGUGGUUUUUAUUUUCAUGUUUAUUAAUUUAUCACUUUAGUUAUGAUCUAUUUAAAUGAAGUACUGCAUGCUCUUCUCAGAAAUCGGGCACGAAAUGCCUUGGAUGAUAAAGGGAAACUGACCAUAAGUUAAGUCUGAAUGUACUGUGUGUGAAGGAAAGAGGGCAUUCUCCACCGUUUUUGUAACACAGACACUAAUAGGUGGCUUGUCAAAACUGUGUGAUUGGAUAAAGUUGCCGCAGUUUGGAGUCACUUAAGGACAAGAGUUGACAUUUGAUUCAUUGGUUCAGCACUCUGUUGAAAAAAAAAACUGUUUUCCUACAAUUGACUUCUUUGUAUAUUGUGUCAGUGGACUCACUUAAUUUCAAGGCUGUUGAAGAAACUGUGUAACCUAGUUACUGUAAAGUAAACUUCGAUGCAUUGUUUAAAUGAAAUGAGGAAUGAACAGUGACAGACUUUAGUGCAUUACAUGCUCUACGUGCAUUAUCUGCUGCAUUCAGUACUCACCACAAACAUUUACUUGGAAUGGUAGAUUUGCACUUCACUCUGAGCCUGUUCACUACAAAUUAAUUCAUUUUUUUUAACAAACAGGCCCCUGUCUUUGUACCGUUUGUCUGGCCAUCUAGAUGUCUUAGUGAUGGGUGCUGCUGACCCAGUGGAAUCUGACUGAAGCACUUUAACCUUGUCACAGUGAUAUCAUGUGUGUUAUAGUGAAUACCAUGAAAAUGUCACAGCAAUAAAAUCUUAUUCACGUAAAAA